Messenger RNA from Anopheles moucheti, 5872 nucleotides. It is a transcript of the gene wts, whose product is annotated as serine/threonine-protein kinase Warts. Gene Ontology annotation, molecular function: protein serine/threonine kinase activity; ATP binding. The record is from RefSeq and is a predicted model, not a curated record. NCBI's taxonomy places the organism in Eukaryota, Metazoa, Arthropoda, Insecta, Diptera, Culicidae. The coding region runs from base 361 to 4470 and encodes 1369 amino acids. Gene Ontology annotation, biological process: positive regulation of apoptotic process; peptidyl-serine phosphorylation; G1/S transition of mitotic cell cycle. The transcript is spliced from 8 exons.
CUCCUCCUACUCCAUCACCUGCCCAAGGGGUUGCCAUCCUCGGCUGGGGUGCGUGUGCGUACGUGAAUGUGUGAUGAAGAAGAGGACGUAUUUGCGUCCGUGAAUUGCGUGCGUGCGUGCAUAUCUUGGAAAGCAGGCAGGGCCCUCCCGCAACCACCCAUCCACCCCGACGGGCAGAGUGCGGAUCGAAACGGGGUGGCCAAAUGUGCCCGUGAACGGGCUGUUGGCUAGGGUGGUGGAAUGGGAAGCAGAAGAAGCAAAAGAAGUGAAAGAAAGAAUGAACGCACAGACACUGUGUGGGGGAGAAGAAAUUGCAUUGAUCUAGGAAAUAGCAGUAAGUUAUGCAUAUUAUAAAUCAGCAUGAAUGGAAAAGGCGGCAAAGUUCCGUUGUCAGUGGCUCGCCACUCGACGUACAACGCGAUAGCAUUGGAGCAGAUCAAGAACGAAUUAAUGCCGUACGAGACAGGUCAAGCUUUGGGUGGUAGUCAGCUCGUCGCACCGUUGAAGCGCAAACCGAGCAUCGAGAAGGAUGCCCCGCAAUCGCCGCUGCACAUGCAGCGCACCAGUCCGGCCCUCGAUUCCGGUGCCGGUAGCUCACGCUCCAACAGUCCCCACUCGCAGCAACCGUUCUCGUCGGCGGCCCUGGUGGGACGCAGCUCGCAAUACUCACCAUCGCCCUGCCCGACCAACUUCAGCGAUGCGCCGCCAAUACCGCCGCCGCGCUGCUCCUCCACACCGUCCACUCCUCAGCCACCGAAUCCGAUGCAUCUGCUGAAGCGCAUGUCACCGGCGUCGGUGGCAUCCGGUCGGAAUGGGCAGUUCGGUGGGGCGGCCUCUCAAUCGCCUGCUCGCGGCUCUUCGCCCAUUGCCAGCGGUGGGAAUCAUCAGCUGCGGCAACCGAUCAUCGUACAGAAUGGGCCACAGGUGCAGCAGCAGCUUAGCCAGCAGAUGGCGGUAUAUACGGGAAACGAACCACCGCCACCCUAUCCACAAAUUGGACCGUCAUCUCCGCCCAACUACCUGACGUCGUUUCACAGCCGCCAGAGCCCGACCCAAUCGUCGACGCAGUCGGACUUUCGCAAAAGUCCCAGCUCGGGCUUCUACUCGAACGCAUCGAUCGGUUCGUCCAGUCCGAUUACCGUUUCGCAAGGCAGUACAGGUGGCGGCGGUGGUGCAGGUGGGAGCUGCUCAGUGGGUGGGAUAGGUGGUUCGAUACAGCGUCCAAUUCCGUUGCAACCGAAACCAUCCACUGUGCAUACACCGGCUUCUAAGACGGGAACCCACAAUCCGAUCAUAAUGCACUCGGUCAAAUCGACACAGGUGCAGAAGCCAAUCCUGCAAACGGCAGUCGCACCACCCGCACCGGCCGGUGCUGUUGCGAGUGGUAGUGGUGGUGCUGGUGGAGGUGGCAGUGGUGCUGGUCAUCCGAUGCUCAACAAUCCACCGCCACCAUCGUACGCCGUCUCGGUGCAGCACAAGCUGAACAAGGCGGCCACCGGUUACGCAACACCACCGUCACCUUCUCCAUCGGGUCUUGCGCAUGACGGGACGGCUGGCCGCCAUACCGGGGGAUCGUCGGGUCCGUCGGGUCCGCCAGGUACGGGCAGUGGCGUUCCAAAGCAACCACUGCGAGCCAAACCAUCGCCGCCCGGGCUACAAACCGUGCUUCCUUCUAAUGUGCCAGUGCAGACCGGCGGUGGUACUGUGAAUGGUCAAUCGUCACCCGCCCAACCACAGGUGCUGUCGAACAAUGGUGGUAACGGCGGUACCAACAGCCACAAUCAUAGCGCCACCGGUUCACCGAACGAUCCACCGUCGUACGAUUCGACGAUGAUACUGCUGCAGAAACAUUCAUCGCCCAAGAAAGAACCUCCGCCAGCAUAUCUGCUGGAUGGUGGCGGUGGUGGUGGUGGUACUCCACCACCACUUCCACCAUCACCUCACUGUCCCCCGUCGGCAAUGGAAAUGGAGCAGCAGCAGCAGCAGCAACAGCAACAUCGAAGCAAUAGCGGCAGCGGGAGUAACAAUCACCACCAGUCACAUCAACACCAUCACCUGCAUCAUCUGCACCAUCAGCACCAUAACGGGCACAGUGGCAAUGGUGAUAGUAGCGGUGUGAACGGCAAUGGUGCAAACGUAAACGGUGGGAAUGGCAUGAACCUAUCCAGCGCCAACUCCAGUACCAACGGCAGUAGUAGUCAUAAUGCGAAUUUUAAUACUAUUAACAGUAAUAUGAGUAGUAACACUAACGCAAAUGCAAAUAAUAAUAUGAAGAGUAGUAUGCAUAACAAUCAUAAUCAUGAUCAUGCGGGCGGAAUGAUGCAUGGCACCAGCAUCGUCAGCAAUGGUAAGGUGACCGGACAUUCGCGAACCGUCGAUGAGGAACGGCUGGUGCACCAUCAUCACCAUCUGCACCAUGGACCAGCCACCACUAACGGGCUGAUGCAGCAUGCGGGUGAUCCGAAACAGUUGCCAUUGCCGAAAGCACCGUUGAAAUCUUCCGGUAACGCUAACGCCGCAUCGCCACAUGGUUUUACCGGUGCGCUAAAAAGUAUCGGUGCGCUGAUGGGUGGAAGCGGUGGCCAACAGCAGUCGCAACAGCAGCAGCAGCAACUAAACCAUCACCAACAGCAUCAUGCGGUAACGCACGAAGCUAAGCAGCGUGGUAUGGUGACAACAUCCAGCAGUGGCGUGCGAAGUAGUCUCAUGAAAUCGGUUCGCUUUCCGACCGGUAACAGCAAUGGGCCAGCACCGGCCUACACGAAUGGUGGUACACCUAGCCCCGGUAUGGAUCAUGGGCUACCGGGCAGCAGCAGCACUGAAUCAUCAUCCUCCACCAUGCCAACCUCAACUGGAGCGAACGCAGUCGCAGCAAAUGCGGUCGUUGGUAACGCUUCCUCCAGUGGUGGUAGUGCCGGUGGUGGAGGCGGCGGAGGAAGCGGUAGUGGCGGCGGUGGUGGUGGAGAAGACAAUCCGCGUAAGAUAAAACAUCAAUCGCCGAUACCGGAGCGAAAGAACCUGUCCAAGGAGAAAGAAGCAGAACGGUCCGAGUGUAAGGUGAAGCACUACUCACCGCAGGCGUACAAGUUCUUCAUGGAGCAACACAUUGAGAACGUGCUGAAGUCAUACUCACAGCGCAACUUCCGCAUCAAGCAGCUGGAAAGCGAAAUGUCGAAGCUCGACUUGCCAGAGGAGACAAAGAUCGAGAUGCGCAAGCUGCUGUGCCAGAAAGAAAGCAACUACAUACGGUUGAAGCGCGCCAAAAUGGACAAGUCGAUGUUUGCCAAGAUAAAAACGAUCGGCGUUGGAGCGUUCGGGGAAGUGACGCUCGUGAAGAAGAUCGACACGACCAAUCAUCUGUACGCGAUGAAAACGCUUCGCAAGGCGGACGUGCUCAAGCGGAACCAGGUGGCGCACGUUAAGGCCGAGCGGGACAUUCUAGCGGAAGCCGACAACGAGUGGGUGGUGAAGCUGUACUACAGCUUCCAGGACAAGGAUAAUCUUUACUUCGUGAUGGAUUACAUACCGGGUGGAGAUCUCAUGUCGCUGCUGAUCAAGAAAGGAAUAUUUGAAGAAGAUUUGGCUCGGUUCUACAUCGCCGAGCUGACCUGUGCGAUUGACAGCGUUCAUAAAAUGGGAUUCAUUCACCGAGACAUCAAGCCGGAUAAUGUGCUGAUCGAUCGGAAGGGACAUAUCAAGCUGACGGACUUUGGUCUGUGCACCGGUUUCCGCUGGACGCACGAUUCCAAAUACUAUCAAAAGAGCGACCAUGGAAGGCAAGACUCGAUGGAGGCGUGGAGCAAGUUUGGUUCGGAAAUUCCCCCACCGUUGGAAAGGCGAAAGUUCCGGGAGAAAAACCGCGCCAAAGCACACUCAAUCGUCGGUACGCCCAACUACAUCGCACCGGAGGUGUUGCUGCGAAGCGGCUACACGCAGCUGUGUGAUUGGUGGAGCGUCGGCGUCAUACUGUACGAGAUGCUAGUCGGACAGCCUCCCUUUUUGGCAAACACAGCAGAGGAAACACAGAUUAAGGUUAUAAACUGGCGGCAAACGUUGCGCAUACCGGCGGAAGCGCAACUGACACCGGAAGCGAAGGAUAUCAUACUGCGGUUGUGCAAAAACGAGGACGAACGGAUUGGGCGGAACGUGGACGAAAUCAAGUCGCACCCGUUCUUCCGCACGAUCGACUUCAGCAAGGAUCUGCGUAGCCAGCAGGCACUGUUCGAGCCCAAAAUCAAGUACCCGACCGACACGUCCAACUUCGAUCCGAUCGAUCCGGGCCGGCUGCAGGAUUCGUCCUCGUCCUGCGACGAGGGCGGCCACGGCAACCUGGACGAGGUGUGCGACAGUGGGAAACCGUUCCAUCACGGGUUCUUUGAGUUUACCUUCCGGCGGUUUUUCGACGACGAAUGUGAUCACAAAAUCACGCUCGACUCGAGCGAGGGACAGGCGGAAGCUAUUUAUGUAUAAAAUAAUAAUUACUAAUAUUAUUAAUCUAUUAAUUAUUACCGACCCCUAAUAAGCGCUAAAUCCAUAAAUAUUUUAAUCUAUCUCUUCUAAUCAUGCACGCAAGCGCGCUGCCAGCGAGGACGUUUUGCGCGCCACGAUUAAAUUUGCACAGUUUUAGGAUACGUUCUCUCUCAACGGUUUUUGUGUUGCGUUUAGCGCCGUUUCGUGCGAAAACGACGAAGUAAUUAGGGUGAAGGGAGCGGACUGGUUAGUAUCAGAUCGACCGUAGCGAAAUCCCAACUUCUUGCGUUGGAAGGGGAUUCUAAAACAAAAACAGAAAAGCAGGACUACUUUUAGAAAUAAUGAAGGUUAACAACACACGAUAAAGUGCUCUUAUAAAAUUACACACGUACACCUGGACAGGAAAUUUGAGGCCUUCUUGUUGAAAACGCAAAGGACACGCGCGGUCCUUUGUACUAGAGAAUAGAUAGAGAAAACGUUGAACACAGUGGGAAUCUAUAUUGGAACAGGGGCAACGAUCGAAACUAGGUUAGGCGAACGCGCAACCCUUCAGUGUAUAGGGGUUGCCUCGUACACACACACACACCCACACCCACAAACACACAUCAGUGCCGGCUUCAGAUAUAUACAGGUUUUUCGUUUUGUCGAUGAUUAAUAUAACUAUUAUUAUUUUAUUACUUUUAUACGCGAAUUGUUGUACAGUGCAAAUAUGUGUGAUUCUGAAUUUACAGAGUAUUUAGAACGUAAGAUGGGAGCGGGGGGAAUGAGUGAAAAAGAGAAAGAGAGAAAUACGGAUUAACAGAAAAAGGAAACAAAAAUGAAAGAGAAACACUAGCUAAACGUAUUCUGAAUCGUAAUACUCUCGGUAGAAUCGAAAUUGGUCACGACGAAUCACGGCGGAACAAACAAACGCCAACAGCUAUGGAUAGAACGAACUAGAAAACGCAGAAAAAAUGGUGACAAAUUAUAGGAGAAGGAAAAACAAAACAAUCAUUAAAUCGAUAGAUAGAAAACGGUGUUUAAAAUGGAAUAGAGGCAUGAGAAAAAGGAACACUACAGCAUCAGCAAAGUAAAGUAAACAAAAGAAGCACAUAACAGUUGAAGAAAAGAAACAGGAAUGAAAGAGGUAAAGCGAGAAUGCUCAACGGUGAAACAAGUGAAUGUGAAGGUACACGUUUAAUUGUUGUUUUUGUUGUUGUUGAUGUUAUGUACACCGGUAGUGAAAAGGAUCAGAAAAACACACAAACAUAAAAGGAACAGCAUCAGUUAUUUGGCCUUAGCACGAGUUUUUUUUUUUUAAUUUUUCAUGGUACGCGCAAGCAAGCGAAAAUGGAAAGACGGCCAGACGCGGUACCUUUUUCUCAUCACAAAUAAAAAGCGGAAUAAAAUCAAAAUCGAUCGA